Schistocerca piceifrons (Central American locust) is the source of this 892-nucleotide messenger RNA. It is a transcript of the gene Prosbeta1, whose product is annotated as proteasome subunit beta type-6. Gene Ontology annotation, molecular function: threonine-type endopeptidase activity. NCBI's taxonomy places the organism in Eukaryota, Metazoa, Arthropoda, Insecta, Orthoptera, Acrididae. Gene Ontology annotation, cellular component: proteasome core complex. The record is from RefSeq and is a predicted model, not a curated record. The transcript has 5 exons. The coding region runs from base 83 to 778 and encodes 231 amino acids.
CCUUUCGGUAGACUGUCUGUUGUCUGAGUGAGUUGAAGAAACGUGAUAAGACUUGAAGGAAGAGCUUUCGUGCUGCAAAAUAAUGGCAUCUGUAGGAACUAUGAAAUAUCCCGUGGAAAGUAUUCGUGCAGGUCCGAUGGAUGAGGACUGGAUGAACGCUGAACAUAUGACAGGAACAUCCAUUAUGGCCGUGGAGUAUGACGGCGGAGUGGUGAUCGGUGCCGAUUCCCGGACGACGACCGGUACAUACAUAGCGAACCGCGUCACCGACAAGCUGACGCGCAUCACGGACACCAUCUACUGCUGCCGCUCCGGGUCUGCGGCCGACACUCAGAACAUUGCUGACAUAGUUGCCUACCAUCUGGACUUCAUGCAGGUGGAGAUGGGCGAGCCUCCGCAGGUGAAGACGGCCGCCAACGUGUUCCGCGAGCUGUGCUACAACUACCGGGACUCGCUCGUCGCGGGCGUCAUCGUCGCCGGCUGGGACAAGCGGCGCGGCGGGCAGGUGUACUCCGUCCCGAUCGGCGGGAUGUGUGUCCGCAUGCCGGUGACCAUCGGCGGCUCGGGCAGCACCUACGUGUACGGCUAUGUGGAUGCCAACUUCAAGCCGGGCAUGACCCGCCAAGAGUGCCUGCAGUUCGUUACCAACACCCUGACACUGGCCAUGAUGCGAGACGGAUCGAGUGGCGGCGUGGUGCGGCUGGCGGCCAUCGGAGAGUCCGGCGUGGAGCGACACACGGUGCUGGCCGGCGAGCUGCCGCGCUUCUACGAGGACUGAGGCGGCUCUUCCGUGCUCUGCUCUCUCGUGUUGUACUGCAAUCUGUGUACCGGAGUUUCGCGGGGCCUCGGGCUCCUAUUGUGACAGUUGAUCAAUAAAGUUACUUUCCUCUCA